CCUAUAUGGCUGAACACAUGGACUUGCGACACGUCAUGGGUAUGGGGAUCGCAUUCACUCGGGCCUCUGCAGCCUCCUUGUCCUUCUGCUACUCUCUACUGCUGCUGACCAUGUGUCGAAACCUAAUCACGAAACUUAGGGAACUGCCCAUCCAUCAGUACAUUCCACUAGAUUCUCACGUUCAGUUCCACAAGAUCGUCGCCAUGACAGCCUUGUUCUUUACACUAAUUCACACAAUCGGACAUUGUAUCAACUUCUACCACGUGUCCACGCAACCAGUUGAACAUCUUCGAUGUCUGACAAAGGAGAUGCAGUUUGAUUCUGACUUCAAACCAACCAUAGCGUUCUGGCUCUUCCAAACUAUUACUG
Molecule: messenger RNA, 369 nt
Organism: Limulus polyphemus (Atlantic horseshoe crab)
Lineage: Eukaryota; Metazoa; Arthropoda; Merostomata; Xiphosura; Limulidae
Product: dual oxidase-like
Exons: 3
Biological process (GO): defense response; superoxide anion generation
Cellular component (GO): NADPH oxidase complex; plasma membrane
Molecular function (GO): superoxide-generating NAD(P)H oxidase activity
Source: RefSeq, a predicted model, not a curated record